CGUGAUUACUUCCUAUGUUUAUUUUUAACUCUCUCUAUUUUUUCUUUUUUCUCUCUUUUUUUGUUAUUAUUUUCAAGAAACAAUGGUUUCGUUGAAACAAUUCGCCUUUAGCCCAGCUUUUGGAUUAUUGGCUGCGACGUUCAAUAGUUGGGCACAAGUGUAUGCACAAGAGGAUGAUUCAGGUGAUGGCUCGGAUGAUGGGACUGGAGAAGAUGGCUCAGAUGAUGGAAGCAUUGAAACAACCACUUCAUAUGAUGAUAGCCAAUCUACUACUACUACAGAUACACCCACAAUAGCAACAACAACGGACACUACUACUAUUACCACUACAAUUCCACCGACAACCAACGCGAUAGCGACUACAACAGACGCCCUCCCUAUUACUACUACUACCACUACCUUACCCACAACCGACCCAGUUGUGACAACAGAUCCAAUUACGACUACAACAGAUCCAGUUGAUACAUUUUCUAGUUCAAUGAUGGUGCCAUCUUCUAUUGUGAGUACAACACCUACUGAGGCAGCCAUUAGUUCAGGCUCUUCUACCAAUAAGGGUGCUAUUGCUGGUGGUGUUGUUGGUGGCGUUGUUGGUGUUGCAUUGAUCGGUGCCCUUGCAUUUUUAUUUUUGCGCAAAAGAAAAGCUAAAUCGGCUGCAGAUCGUGAAGUCUUUAGGCCCGAAGACGAUGAAGACGAUGUGAAUCAACCUAUGCAACCCAGUUACAAUACUUCCAUGUCAAGUCCAACGUCUGUCCCUCCUCCUCCUCCUCAACAUACUUACCUUGUUGAUGAUUAUCAACGACCUACCUAUUAACAAGUUUUGUAUGCCCUUGUGUAUUUCUAUUAAAAAUAAAAAUUAUUCUUAUUAAUAACAAA
Messenger RNA from Gilbertella persicaria, 873 nucleotides. RefSeq lists its product as uncharacterized. Lineage: Eukaryota; Fungi; Mucoromycota; Mucoromycetes; Mucorales; Choanephoraceae. The transcript is spliced from 3 exons. Bases 83 to 811 code for a protein of 242 amino acids. The record is from RefSeq and is a predicted model, not a curated record.